Patiria miniata (bat star) is the source of this 5269-nucleotide messenger RNA. RefSeq lists its product as uncharacterized. The transcript is spliced from 13 exons. The coding region runs from base 271 to 4161 and encodes 1296 amino acids. The record is from RefSeq and is a predicted model, not a curated record. Gene Ontology annotation, biological process: vesicle-mediated transport. Lineage: Eukaryota; Metazoa; Echinodermata; Asteroidea; Valvatida; Asterinidae.
ACUGAUCAGGUCACGGGGAAAACAAAUUACAUGUCAUAAGAUUUUUUGUGGAUGGAUAGAAAUUUGCAGCGUAUCUUGAUCGAAUACGAGAAUAAAACAUAAUUACCAGGAUCGUAGCCUGUAUAACAUCCUUUUGGGAUUUGUUUGGUUGUUAAUUUUUCUUUGUUUGUAUACUUAUUUGGUUCAGCCAUAAUCUAUCUGACGUCUCAUCGGCGCAUAAAAGUUUAAUUGAACGCUUUGUAACAAGUCUAUGCGGCCGGGUGAAGUCACAUGACAGAAAUUGAUAGAAAGAUGGCGGCUCACAUGAGACCGGGGGACCGAACGUUCUUCGUCUACGAUCACUCGGUCAUAAAGAAAGAAGAUGAUGACCCUAAGGAUGCGAUUAUAUAUUACUUUCCGCAACACACUUCCAUUGACGUCCAGUGCAUUUUCUGCAACCAGCUGAUGGGCAUGGUGAACUGCACCAAGGCCAUUGGAGGGGCGCCUCCCAAAUUGUACAAACUGCGGAAGCUCAAAGUGGCCACCAUACACGAGGGUAACUUUUCCGUGGCACUAGCUUGCAAGUUGAGGACCCCAGACACGGCCAUCAUUCGGAAAUUGGAGAACCUGUACAAAGUGUUUGCUUUCUACCACUGCUCAAUCACAAGAGUUAAAAGGCUUUCUAGCAACAAUGAGGCUUUUCUUUCCAACAUGGCUGCCAUUUGGGACUUUUACGUGCCCUAUGUCCGUCGCUAUGGCAACACAGUGCCGGCCAUGUUUGAACCCAUCCCAAGUGUAAAACUGUUGAAGGGUGGGAAUGUCAUCUUCUUAAGAUGUUCUCAUCUUCUACAGUGGCUGAAGGGCCAGCCCUCACUUCUCGCUGGCUGUAUCCUGUACAAACAAAGUGUGCUUUGUACUCAGCUGACCCCUGAGUUGACCUCUCAUCUGCUCCUUAUUAAACCAAAUCAACUGCAUCAUCCUUCCAAGUCUGUGACAGACACAGUCCUGCCGUUUGGUGUCCGGAUCAUGUCCGUCUAUGUAACUCAGCAACAGUACAAACAGCUCUCGACGCCCCUUGAGCCCCUGCUUAAGCCCCGUCCAAGCCCAGUCCAAACCAAACAACCAGAAGGCAUUUUUUGCACGCCGCCCUCUUCUCCAACAGAAAAAUCAAACGGCAAGAACCAGCCAUUGACGAGUAACCAAGCCGUAUCGAAGAGAACUUUGGAGAGAAGAAUCAGCUCAAAGCUGUUUUCAAAUUUCACCGGGAUGCUGGAGGGGACUGUGGUUGAGUCGCUCUGGCCCUCCACGUCGAAAUCAAGCAGGCCCAGUUCAAGAUCAGAGUCUCCCUGGGAAGAUUCUAAAAGGGACAAUUGGAAGGCUGGGUCGCCAAGUUGGAUGGCCUCCACGCCUAAAUCAAGCAGGCCCAGUUCAAGAUCAGAAUCUCCCUGGGAAGAUUCUAAAAGGGACAGUUGGAAGGCUGGGUCGCCAAGUUGGAUGGCCUCCACAUCUAAAUCAAGCAGGCCCAGUUCAAGAUCAGAGUCUCCCUGGGAAGAUUCUAAAAGGGACAAUCAAAAGUAUAGGUCACCAAGUUCGAUGCAAGAUGGUGGUUAUGAGGUAGUAGUGUUAUCCAGUAGUAGUGAUGAUGUUGUGAAAGCCCUUCAAGAGGACGGAGGUUCUUCAGUAAGAGAGGUGACUGGAAUUAGUCCUUCUGAUGCUCAAAUGGCUUCAGGUCAUUACGACAUUACUGAUGUGUCUGAUUCCAAGCAGAGGCCAUUCGACUGCCCUGAUUUGUUGACUGAACCACGGAGCUCACAGAAUAGUAAAAUAGUGUUGUCUGAAGCACCACUUGCCAAAAAUGACACAACUACGUCAAAGGCCAAAAAUGAAACUGAUUUGGGAUACGCAGAAAUGAAUCUUCCAAAUGGGACUGCUUGUUUGGAAGAUGGACAACAAAGCUUUGCCGAGGAAGGGAGAUUGAAAGAUAAUGUCUUGGAAGCUGAGGCUGAGAGAGACACGUUAUCUGAACAAAAAGUACAUUCUGACAGUGUAGAAGAAAGUCAUGCACAAACUGGUGUGGCUGUUACAUAUGCAUCGACUGAUUGCUCAAGGGGGAAAGAUCUUGGAGAGGAAAUAAUAUCUGAGAGCAACAAGCAGCUUUCGUUUCCAAGUGAAUCUCUGAAAGCAAUCCCAAAUGUCUCAGAGCAAAAGAGCGAGUCACCAGAAUCUGGGAUUGGAGACUGUUUGGCGGAAGAUUUCAGCGGAAAGAACCCAGGUACUGAUGAGAAAGACAAUGGAUUUGUGGAAAGAGAAGAGAUUGGAAACUUUGUGGAUGUGAUUCCUGCUGGGGAUGCACCUAUAAGUGAUGGAGAUUGUAACCGAAGUAUUGUAUGUGAAGACAAACAUUCAGACAACCCAGUGGAUGCUAAAAACACAACAAAUGCAAUGAGUGACCAAUGCCUUUGUAAUGAUGAUAGUAAAAGUGGAUUGGAUAAAGGUUCUGAUGCUUACUGCAAAAAUGGAAAUGUUUCACUGCUAAUUUCUACAGACAAAGUUGAUGGCAUUGAGUCAAAUGUAAGAUUGAACAGUGUCGAUACAAACAAUGAAUAUAAUUCUAGCAUUAUUGAAGAUUCUGUAGGUAGCAAAGAGAUUGGAAAUAUCUCAGGUACAUCUGAUGGAGACCACAACUUGGUUCGUGAAGUGUCCCAGUUAAAUGGUGAUGUCCUGAGAAGCGCCAGAGAUGAGCUGGGAGAAGACCCUGAUCUGGUGGAGUCAUCACAGAUGCCAGAGUCUGCUGUAAAGGAUGAAAGGAGGGGAGACUUGGAAGAUGUCAACUUGAAUGUGAAGUAUGAGGAGACUGAGCAGAUACCAACUGAAUCAUCCCCAGAAUGUGAGAGGAAGGGUGCAGUUGGUGAUGUCAGAGUAGAAGAUGAAUUAGAAAAGGCAAGGUUAUCGGAGGAGGAGGACAAAUGUUCAGAUGAAGACGAGAGAACAAUUCUUGCUGAAGAUGAAGGGAUUGAGGUUGUGAUUGCCAAUGGACAGGCGUCCCUCAACAUGGAUGUCAAAUCUGACAAUGAAGGACCUUCAGAUAAAAUUGCCACCGAAUCAAGUAGAAGGUUGUCCUUUAAUCUGGAUACAGAGGUGCAGGUGCCUCAGUCAAGAGAGGAAAAUAAGUCAGAGGUAUCCCAAGACCUCGCAGAGGCAGUGGGAAGGCAUGGGGGUUUUGCUGAUGUGCAGUCAAUGAAAGAAAAGCCUGGAAACGAUAACGAAUGCAGUGUAAUUAACACUGAGGGACCUGGUCAGGAAGCUGUCCAGGCCUUGGGAGUAAACGUCCCGGAUGUGCAGGAAUCUAUAAAAGCGGAUGCUCCUGAUGAACUUGAAGGUGCCAGACCUGGAGAAGUUGGUGAAUCUUUGGAAGGUCGUACAACAGGGAAUGAACCGGAGGUGCAUUUGAAUACCUCUUCAUCGUCAUCUGGGAUUGGGACCAGGGAAGAUGAUGCGAGUCUAAGGGACAAUGUCAAUGAGAAGGAAGGAGAAGCUUAUGAAGAAAUUGGUGAUGUCAGACAGGAGGAUAUUGGAGAAUCAGUGGAGGGUUAUGCAGAGGAGACAAGGCCAAUACUGGAGGGAGAUUUCUCUACAAUGCAGCAUGACACUGAGCUGAGUCCUGAUUUGGUCAACGUCAGCUUGUAUGUCCAGGCCCACUCUGACACUACCUUGUUGUUCCUUGCUGAAAAAUCCAUCACAGAGGAGAAGGAAACCCUGUUCCAAUUGUGGCAGUCUGUCCUGAGGGAACUUGGUGAGCUGGAGCUGCAGUUGAAAAAUGUAGUGAGACCUGAUCGAGAACUGGAUUGCAAAGGGGCCUACAACUUCAUGCACUUUGAUAAUGAACAAAAGUUAUUAGAAGGAAGCAUCAGCAACCCUGUCAACCAAGCUGAGUCCGUCUUUUGUCGAGGAUGUCAACAGAUCCACGAGCAAUUCCUGAGCGAUGAAACACUGACGGAUGUUACUCUGCGUAAUCACCAGACAGUUGUCCAUGCCCAUCAGAGCGCUUGCCAGCACACUUUCUACCACAAGAACCACAAGCCCAGCCCCACCCCCGGUAUCCCUUCACGAGACGACGCUGCAUUCUACAUCCAGAAUAGCUGCAAGGAGUCCCUUAGAGAACACAACAUCCACUUGCUGUGAGUUUGGGUUUCUUUGAUGUAAGUUGAAUAUCAUUUCUAUGCAAAGAAUCUUUGGAUUUGAACCUGGGUCUGCAGAACAUGAUCAUUGCACUCUACCAACUUAGCGAUAGAGGAUUUCAAAUUACCAGCCAAAUUGAGGUCCACAGUUUUAAGCCAUGAAUGAUAUUUAAAAACUUUUCUUUUUCACAACUAAAGAGUUAACAUACCGUUCUAAUUAGCCUAUUCAAUUCCCAUCAACCUAAAGUAAGUAAGCAAGUAAGAAUUUUGCUGUAAGGCCUGGUCUUUUUGCAACAACAACAUUCAAGCUGUGCACAUAUUAGUUCAAACAUUUGGUUGUGCAGUCUUGGCUGUGAUAGGUCAAAACGUUCUCAGACGUUAAUCUUCCUGUUGGAAGCCUCCUGUUGGAAUUCCAACUUAAUUCUCCAAAUUCCCUAAAAGGCUUAAAACCUACUGUGUUCAUUUUACAUUGUGUAAAAUGAAUAAAGUCAAAAACAAAUUCUGUGAUGCACUGUGGGUAAAGCAGAAUUUGCUGGAAACAACUAAUGCAUUUUACAUUCUUUCUUGCGCUUGAAAUUCCUUAACUACUUUAGCCUUGAAAUUUCCUUUCUAGAAAUUAACAGAUAAGUUACAUAAUUAUUAAUAGUGUACAGCAGUUUGCAAGUUGUGGGACUCAAUCAGCAUUAACCUGAAUGACAGUGUUUGCUUAAUGUUUGUUUGACUAUAUGAAAUAUAUGUAAACAUUUUUCUUACCUACAAAAAAAGAAAUCGUUUUUAUUUUUAUACCGGCAAUAAAAAUUAUCUCAAAUUUUAUGCUUUGAUGUUUAACCCGUUGUCUAGAAUUUGAAGCGGUUAAUAUUAUUACAUUUUGGGGAGAAGGAUAAACAUGCCAGAGGCGUCGUGAGAAAAAAAUGUGAAUUUUAACUCCGUAAUUCGCAUGUAAAUUAUUACUGUAAAUUGAUGUAAAAUUUCAAUAUUUAAAUCUAUGAAAAUAACAAGAACUAGCAUCUUUGUUUAAGUAUAUAUGUUUAUAUGUUAACGUCCACUACAGAUUCUGCAAGCGCAAUGUACAAUGACUUUAUAUGAGAUAUUAAAAUAUUAAAGCUAUAGUC